UAACUAAAAUGGCGUACAACGUGGCGCACAACGGAAUUAGAUGAAAUAUAAGUUCUUGUAAUUGUAUAAUAUUGUUUAUAACAUAAAACCACUUGAAUUAAACUGGAAAUCCUUUUCCAGACUAUCCUGUUUCAUUGAAUAAACUACACAGCCUCAGUCCAUACGAUACACAUGUUUCUAUAACAUGGAAAAAUUCUUAGUUUUCCCGCGCGUAUUUCGAUACUCGUCGAACUGUUCUAUGACUUUUUUUGGCACCGUUUGUGUCAUAUUUUAUAUUUAUAGCAAUAGCACGUAUCGCAAAUAGAUAGUUUUAAACAACGUGUAAUUACGUAAGUCAUAGUUAUACUCUCCCAUUCUGAAUUCUGUGGAAAUGAAUCUGACUUCUGAUUGGCAAAUCAAUAAAGAAAAACUUCUGGAUCGUAGUCGAUACUUAUUAGAAACAGGAAAAUGGGCCGACUGCCGAUUUGUAGUUGGGCAGGUAUCUCACCAACAAAUAUUGAAAGGACAUAAACUACUAUUGGCAAUGUCUAGUCCUGUCUUUGAAGCAAUGUUCUUUGGAAAUUUGGCAGAAAAAAAUGACCUAAUACCUAUUCGGGAUGUUCAACCAGAAGCUUUUAAAGCUCUUUUGGAAUAUAUAUAUACAGAUGGAGUUGACCUAAGUUCCUUCGAACUGGCUUGUGAACUAUGUUAUUGUGCCAAAAAAUAUAUGCUUCCAGCUUUGGUGAAAGAAUGUACAAGGUAUCUAUGGUCUGAUGUAUCUCCAGAGAAGGCUUGUAGAGCUUACGAAUUUGCUAAAUUAUUUGAAGAGCCCGUCUUGAUGGAAAAGUGUCUCCAAAUUAUUUGCACAAAAACGGCUCAAGUUUUAGAAGAACCUAGUUGGGAAGAAGUUGAAUUAGGAACACUGUUGACAGUGUUGGAUCAAGAGGAGUUACAAAUAAAUUCUGAAAUUGAUCUAUUUAUGGCAGUGGAACGUUGGGCAAAAGCUGAAUGUACAAGGAAGUCUCUUGACCCUAGUGACGGAAAAUCUUUAAAGUCAGUGAUUGGCAAUGCAUUAUCAAAGAUUAGAUUUUUAAAUUUAAGUCAUAAAGAAUUCGCAGAAGGGCUAGGGGCGUCUCUGUUACUCACACAAGAUGAAGCUUUUGCUAUUCUUAUGAACAUAAUCUGUACUAGUAACAGCAAAACACCUAUGCCUAAAGAAUUUUCAACCAAUACUCAGAGAAGAGCUAAAUUAUUAACACCUUCAGCAAAAUUUAGACAAUGUGGUCCACAUUGUCCAUCCUUGUUACCCCUUAAUUAUGAACAAUCUACUGUUAACAUUAAUGAAUGUAGUGGUACAUCAGGAAAUGUAUCGAACGAAAAUGAUAUUGAAAUGCAAAAUGAAGUGAUAAAUGAUAUAAUGACAUAUAUAAUGGGCAAAUAUUUGUGCCAAGGCCCGAUAUAUUACUGUCUAAGAUCCAUACAUUUAGUAUCGGAAUGCCUUAAUACGGAUGAACUAGAUAGUUCUUUAACUUUUAGUGUGGAUAGAAACAUUUAUGUUUUGGGAAUACAAAUACCCACACAAAUUGCUAAAACUUUCAAUAAUAUGGAUCAUGCUACUGAGACUGGCAUCACAUAUGCGGAAAACUUGUACGCUCAACUUUUAGAUUCUGAUAAUACUCGAUUAACGUGCAUACAUUUUACUAUGAAAUUAAAUAUACUAAGUCUCGCAGAAGUUAUGUUCGAUCGACCUAUUUUUAUCCAAAAGAAUAAGGUUUAUCGAAUUGCUGUAGUUUUUAAUAAAGUCGGAUGGUAUCCAAUAGGGCACUGUAGCAAAAUUAUGUACUAUGAUUCUGUUUGUUUCCGUUUUAAUGUUGGUGUUGAAGAUGAUAUACGAGAUGGACUCAUUCGAUCUAUAAUUUUUACGCAUAAUAAGAUUCUAAGUACCGGAGCUAAAUGUUAGAAGUAGAAAUUGUACAAAUGCGUAUUAAUUGGUUGUGCGUGGUUGCAAUCUUAUCCAAAUUUAUACAAAACAGAUCUUUUACUCUGUAUAGAAAUAUAUGUUAACGUUUGUUGCAUAAACAAGUCUGAAUUUUACAAUUAAAUGUUUUACCUGAGUUACACAAAA
Molecule: messenger RNA, 2104 nt
Organism: Ceratina calcarata
Lineage: Eukaryota; Metazoa; Arthropoda; Insecta; Hymenoptera; Apidae
Product: BTB/POZ domain-containing protein 6-B
Exons: 6
Coding region: 371-1939 (522 amino acids)
Biological process (GO): neurogenesis
Cellular component (GO): cytosol; P-body
Molecular function (GO): protein binding
Source: RefSeq, a predicted model, not a curated record